Rotaria sordida is the source of this 1071-nucleotide messenger RNA. The record is from the annotation of a GenBank genome assembly. NCBI's taxonomy places the organism in Eukaryota, Metazoa, Rotifera, Eurotatoria, Philodinida, Philodinidae.
AUGUCACAACGACUAUCAAAUGAACAAUGUCUUUCAACAACAUCAUAUUCUAAUAUUGGAGUAUCACAAAUAUUACCAUUUCUUUAUCUAGGUUGUCAAGAAGAUGCUCUUUCAGAAAAAACAAUGCAGGAUAAUCAUAUAACACAUGUUAUUAAUGUGAGUAAAACAGGAGAUAGAGCUUCAUUUCUUAAUGAAAAUGAUGAUGAACAUUUUUUACGAAUACCAAUUAAUGAUUGUCUUAAUGCAGAAUUGCUACCUUAUUUUGACAAAGCUUAUACAUUUAUUGAAAAAGCUCGACUUAAUAAUGGACGUAUUUUUAUUCAUUGUUUAGCUGGUAUUAGUCGCUCACCGGCUCUUGCAAUUGCAUAUGUCAUGCGUUAUUUACAUUUAUCUGCUGAUAAUGCUUAUCAAUAUGUAAAACAACGUCGAUCACAAAUAUCACCAAAUUUUAAUUUUUUAGGUCAAUUAUCUGAAUAUGAACAUAAUCAAUCAUUAACAUCAAAAUCAACAUCAAAUAUCAUUCGUCCAAUAGUUAAAUGUUGUGCAAUUGAAACACCUUUAAAUGAUCGUCGUCGUUUUAUACAAGUGGAAGGUUCUAGUAAUACAAAUAAUUCCAUUGAACCUCGAACUAAUAGUUUAUCACGUCCAACAUGUUUUAAUUUUGAUUUAAUCAAUACAUCACGAUCACAAAGAUUUUUAUCACCAUCGUCUACUAUGACAAAUCUAGUUGUGAAAUCAUCUCCAGAACAAAGUUUAUUAACACAGAAAUUAAUAAGUCCAAAUAGUAUGUCAAUAAAACAUUCGACCUUAACAGUCAAAUGUUCAACGUCAGACUUAAUCAAUAGUAAUUGGGAUGAAUUAACUAAUACUGAACAAAUUGAAACACUAUCGAAAACUACAGAUAAAUCGCCAUUAAUUGAAGAAACUGAUUUAAUAAAUACAUAUUUUCAAGAGUCAAAAAUAUUAUCAAAAUCUUUACAACAAUGGGAAUCUACACAAUCACUUGAUUCAACUUGUGAGACAACAACAACAAAUAUAUUAAGUUCAAGUCCUGAAUUACUUGUUUCAUAA